AUGGCCGAACCCUCAUCUCCCAAUGAGAAGCUACGGCCACGUCAAUACCCUCAAACUAUCUUCGAGGCCGCCAUGAAUAACCAGAUUCAGGCUUCUCAUCUUCCUGCUGAGGCCCUCGUUUACACGGCCGCCAAUGGACAGGCCUACGCGACCCCGCUCGCCGCCCAAAGGAUCGGCCUAGAUGGCCCGCUCCUCCUCCAGGAUUCUCAUCUGAUCGAUAACCAGGCUCAUUUCAACCGCAAAAAUAUCCCCAAUCGCGUCGUCCAUGCUCUUGGUGCCGGCGCUCACGGUAUAUUUACGACGACGACGGACUUUGCCAGUCGAUACACGAUGAUGAGUCUUUUCCAAAGAGUCGGUCAAACUACCCCUCUUACUAUGCGCUUCUCUACCGCGGCGGGCGAAAAAGGUGACUUCGAUACCGUUCGUAACGUUCGCGGAUUCGGCGUCAAGUUCCGGACUCCAAAAGGAAAUUGGGAUUUGACAAUUCGUGAUCCGGCUAAGUUUCCUUUACUUAUUAAAUCCUUAACCACCAAUGCUCAAACCGGUCGACAGGACCCGGAUGCUACGUUUGAUUAUCUUAGCUCUAAUGCUGAGGCUCUGCCUCAAUUCCUCCGUCUUCAAUCCGACGCUGAGGACUCCUCAAGUGGCCACGUCUAUAAAUGGGUGAAACAAGACGGAUCAUGGGUAUACGUCAAAAUAACAUUCAAGACCCGUCAAGGAAACUCCAAUUACACUGCUGCUGAGCAGGCCUCACUUGGAAAUCCAGGACAAGCAUCACAGGAACUUUUCGAGAGUAUCCAGGCUGGCCAGCAACCCGGAUGGACAGUUUACGCUCAAGUCAUGACUCCUCAAGAUGCUGAGAAAUUUCGCUAUAACGUUUUGGACCUUACAAAGGAAUGGAGAGAGGAUCUUGUACCUCUUAAUGAGAUUGGAAAAGUCGAGUUGACCCAGAACCCUACCAACUACUUUGCCGAGGUCGAGCAAGCUGCUUUCACCCCUAGUAACAUUAUUGAUGGAUGGGAGCCCAGCGAUGACCCUGUUUUACAAAUGCGUCUCUUCGCUUACACUGAUGCCCAACGAUACCGACUUGGAGCUAAUUAUCAACAGAUCCCAGUCAACUGUCCUCUCAGCGCCGUUGCCAAUUACCAACGCGAUGGGGCUUCAUCAUACCUGGGUGACCAAGGAAAUCGACCGGCCUUUGAUGCUAGCUACGCUCAUCUAGCAGUAGUCCCACGAGCAUACAACACCGAUAACCACACGAUCUGGAAAAGCGGGGCAAUUCAUUACCUAAGUCAGAUCACUCCAAUUGAUUUUGAACAGCCUAGAUACUUUUACGAAAACCUGUCGCCCGAGCAGCAGAAAAACUUAGUCAGUAAUUUUGCUGGUGGUCUGUCUCAGGUGAAGAACCAAAACGUGGUCCAAAGGGUCCUUCAGGUCGUCCAACAAGCCAGUCCUGAACUUGCUCAAAAGAUCUACUUCGCCAUGUCUGCUACUCGUCAAACUCAAUAA
Puccinia graminis f. sp. tritici CRL 75-36-700-3 is the source of this 1509-nucleotide messenger RNA. Its product is annotated as catalase. Gene Ontology annotation, biological process: response to hydrogen peroxide; hydrogen peroxide catabolic process. Lineage: Eukaryota; Fungi; Basidiomycota; Pucciniomycetes; Pucciniales; Pucciniaceae. The coding region runs from base 1 to 1509 and encodes 502 amino acids. The transcript has 18 exons. Gene Ontology annotation, molecular function: catalase activity; heme binding. Gene Ontology annotation, cellular component: mitochondrion; cytoplasm; peroxisome. The record is from RefSeq and is a predicted model, not a curated record.